AUGCCUUCGACGGUGGCCGUGUUGAAAGCUCUAUGUUUUAUUAUUGGUUUGCAUCAAGUGUGGGGCGGCUGCGACAAUGUGACGUCAUUCACGAUGCGAGUGGACACGCUGCUGGCGGAGUACGACCGCUCUAACCCUCCCGCUGCGCCCCUCAAGGUGUUCGCGUCACUCCAAGUGAGACACGCCAACAUAUACGAGGACACCGCCUCUGUGCGACUACUGGCUAAUUUACAGUUGAAUUGGAACGAUUCCCGUUUAGCGUGGAACACCACCGACUGGGGGUGCGACAAGGCGCUGGUGACGUCAGAGCGGCUGUGGCUGCCGGACGUGGCACUGCUGAGCGCCGCCACCAGCAGCAGUGACCCCGCAGACACCACGCUCAAGGCCCGCAUCACCGGCGCCGGCCAGGUCAGCUGGGUCACGCGCCUCGACGUCAACGCGCCGCUGUCCAUGGACCUCUACAAGUGGCCGGCCGACGAGCACGAAAUUAUCGUCAAAUUCGGUUCCCGAGGACACUCGAUUGACGAGAUGGAUGUGGUGUUGAGAGACGAAAAGUCGAGCGCGCUGAUGUUCGAAUCGAGCUCCUGGGAAGCGGUGUCGGUGAACUGCUCGGAGGACCGGCAGGAGGUCGAGGGGGUGGUGCGGGGGGUGGUGUCGUACACCGUGCGCCUGCGCCGGACGGGCCACGCGCACGGCCUGGCGCUGGCCGCAGUGCUGGCCACCACGACGCUGCUGCUGCUCGCCGCCGCCAUGAUGCCACCCGACUCCCGCCCCGCGCUAUGUGCCGCCGCUGCCUUCACUUCCGCCUUGUGGCUAAUAUCGUCGGCGCCGAAGUUGUCUGUGUCAGCGCGUGUGCCGUUGCCACUGUCCCUGGUGUGCGUGCAGUGCGUGUGCGCGUGCGCGUGCGCGGCGGCGGCGGCGCUCGUGCUGCGGGUGUCGCGCUGCUCCGCGCCGCCGCCGCCACCGCUACGCGCGCUGCUGACCGCCACGUCGCAGCUCUGUCGGCUUACAACCACCGAGAGCGUCGAGGGUCAGAGCACGGCGUGGGCGGCGGCGGCGCGGCUGCUGGACCGCACGCUGCUGCUGCUGGUGCUGCUCACCGUCUUUAUCGUACACUGCAUUCAUUUGUUCCAUUAACGUCUCGCUUUCACUUGUAAAUAUUUGUUUAUAUUAGGUCUGUCAGAAGAGGAACUCACCGCAAUCGAAAAUUGUAAUUUAAGAUAUCAGUCAUUAUGUAGUUGCAAUAAAAUAAAGGAUUAAAUCAUUUUUAUAU
This is a messenger RNA of Aricia agestis (brown argus), 1273 nucleotides long. RefSeq names its product neuronal acetylcholine receptor subunit beta-3-like. Gene Ontology annotation, molecular function: extracellular ligand-gated monoatomic ion channel activity; transmembrane signaling receptor activity. The transcript has 6 exons. The coding region runs from base 1 to 1137 and encodes 378 amino acids. Gene Ontology annotation, cellular component: membrane. The record is from RefSeq and is a predicted model, not a curated record. Lineage: Eukaryota; Metazoa; Arthropoda; Insecta; Lepidoptera; Lycaenidae. Gene Ontology annotation, biological process: monoatomic ion transmembrane transport.